Trichechus manatus latirostris (Florida manatee) is the source of this 857-nucleotide messenger RNA. It is a transcript of the gene VPS25, whose product is annotated as vacuolar protein sorting 25 homolog. The transcript has 6 exons. Lineage: Eukaryota; Metazoa; Chordata; Mammalia; Sirenia; Trichechidae. Gene Ontology annotation, cellular component: ESCRT II complex. Gene Ontology annotation, molecular function: protein homodimerization activity; structural molecule activity. The record is from RefSeq and is a predicted model, not a curated record. Gene Ontology annotation, biological process: protein transport to vacuole involved in ubiquitin-dependent protein catabolic process via the multivesicular body sorting pathway. Bases 22 to 552 code for a protein of 176 amino acids.
CGGGUUCCCUUGGCUCUUACGAUGGCGAUGAGUUUCGAGUGGCCGUGGCAGUAUCGCUUCCCGCCCUUCUUUACGUUACAGCCGAACGUGGACACCCGGCAGAAGCAGUUGGCCGCCUGGUGCUCGCUGGUCUUGUCCUUCUGCCGCCUGCACAAACAGUCCAGCAUGACGGUGAUGGAAGCUCAGGAGAGCCCGCUCUUCAACAACGUCAAGCUACAGCGGAAGCUCCCUGUGGAAUCAAUUCAGAUUGUAUUAGAGGAACUGAGGAAGAAAGGGAACCUUGAGUGGUUGGAUAAGAACAAGUCUAGCUUCCUGAUCAUGUGGCGGAGGCCAGAAGAAUGGGGGAAACUCAUCUAUCAGUGGGUUUCAAGAAGUGGCCAGAACAACUCCGUGUUCACCCUGUAUGAGCUGACCAAUGGAGAAGACACAGAGGACGAGGAGUUCCAUGGGCUGGACGAGGCCACCCUGCUUCGAGCCCUGCAGGCCUUACAGCAGGAGCACAAGGCCGAGAUCAUCACUGUUGGCGAUGGCCGAGGCGUCAAGUUCUUCUAGCAGAGACCUGUCUCCUUUUGUUUCUUACCUCCCACCCUUCCAGGGCUUUCAAAAGGAGACAGACCCAGUGUCCCCACAGACUGGGCCUGUGACUCCACCAGACUCAAAAGAGCUCCAGUCCUGAAGGCUGGGACCCGAGGAUGGAUUUCCCACUAACCCUCUACAUCUGUCCCUGGGAUAGGGUGAGACUGAGGCACCUGGGAGAAGAGUUGUGCUUCUUGCCCUCCCUCCUCUCCCAUCCUAGACUAUCCCUGAGCCAGGGUCUGUAAACCUCACUUUACUUGUGUACACACACACACACACAC